AUGGCCUGGAUGACAGGCUGGCCUGUCCAUGAGUCUUAUCGGUUCUCCAAGUUGUGCAUUCUGCAGUACCAGCCUUGCAGCGUCAGCCUAGGCAUGGUCCCCAGCAGCACCCUGGCAGGGGGCAAGCUUGAGGACGCCCAUAUCCCGGAGGAGAGAGAAGGGACUCGGAAGGAGGUGACGUGGGAAUGGGUGUGGACAAGGAUAACGUCAUUAUUGGUGAAGUCAGCACAGGGCCUCAACCAGAUGACUUCCAUCUGCACGGAGCUGGGGCCCUGUGAGGGCUUCCUCUCCGGCUUCUUCACCCGGGACCAGAGCUGUCCGCUCAUGCUCCAGAAGACGCUAGAGACGAACCCAUACGUCAAAGUUCUCCUUGAUGCUAUGAAACACUCAGGCUGCGCUGUUAACAAAGAGAGACACUUCUCCUGCGAAGACUGUGACGGAAAUGUCAGCGGAGGGUUCGAUGCCUCAGCGUCUCAGAUUGUUUUGUGCCAGAAUAAUAUCCGAAAUCAGGCUCACAUGAGCAGAGUUGUAACCCACGAGCUCAUUCACGCCUUCGAUCAUUGUCGGGCUUACGUCCACUGGUUUACCGAUGUCAGACAUUUGGCAUGCUCAGAGAUUCGAGCUGCAAGCCUCAGUGGAGACUGCUCACUUGUGAAUGAAAUCUUCAGGUUGCGUUUUGGAUUAAGACGACACCACCAGACUUGUGUGCGGGACAGAGCUGCUCUUUCAAUCUUGGCUGUGCGGAACAUCAGCAGAGAAGAGGCCCAGAAGGCUGUGGAUGACGUUUUCGAGUCUUGUUUCAAUGACCGUGAGCCUUUCGGCAGGAUCCCACAUACUAAGACCUAUGCCAGAUACGCUCACAGGGACUUUCAGAACCGUGACCGCUAUUACUCAAACAUAUGAAGAUGGCCGCCAUCUGUAUCCCUGAGCCUCAGGACCAUGAGGGAGAUGUCCUUAGACACAGAGUCUACAAUCGUAUGGAAUAAAGUGCAGAAGGAACUGGGUUUAGCAUUUGACUAUAAAAAAUAAAUAUGGCAAAAAAGGAACUCCUUAAACUGCAAGGCAAAAUUGGAUCUUUAUAGUUAACUAUUUAGUAAAUAAGGUAAAUAAAUGACAUUUUUAUAUUUUC
Myodes glareolus (Bank vole) is the source of this 1129-nucleotide messenger RNA. RefSeq names its product ATP23 metallopeptidase and ATP synthase assembly factor homolog (gene Atp23). NCBI's taxonomy places the organism in Eukaryota, Metazoa, Chordata, Mammalia, Rodentia, Cricetidae. Gene Ontology annotation, biological process: mitochondrial protein processing; mitochondrial proton-transporting ATP synthase complex assembly. The record is from RefSeq and is a predicted model, not a curated record. Gene Ontology annotation, molecular function: metalloendopeptidase activity.